This is a messenger RNA of Anoplophora glabripennis (Asian longhorned beetle), 869 nucleotides long. RefSeq names its product protein yippee-like 5 (gene Yippee). The transcript is spliced from 3 exons. Bases 166 to 537 code for a protein of 123 amino acids. Lineage: Eukaryota; Metazoa; Arthropoda; Insecta; Coleoptera; Cerambycidae. The record is from RefSeq and is a predicted model, not a curated record.
UGAUAAUCAGGAAAUCAGGGUAAUCAGCUGUUUUUUGUUUAGGAUACAUUUAAUUACAGAAAUAUAACAUAUUAUUCGUUAGUGUUAAUAAAACUUGUAAGUAUUUCUGAAACAGUUACAGAACUUAUUAACUAUUGCAAGUUAGAAAUUGACAAAGGAAAAACAAUGGGUAGGAUUUUCUUAGAACAUAUGGGAGGAAAUCGCCUCUUUUCAUGUGCUAGAUGUGAUACAAAUUUAACAAAUCGUUCAGAAUUGAUAAGUACGAGAUUUACGGGAGCAACUGGACGUGCAUUUUUAUUUAACCGAGUGGUUAAUCUGACUUACAGUGACGUACAAGACCGAGUGAUGCUCACAGGAAGACAUAUGGUUCGAGAUGUCUCGUGUAAAUCGUGUGAUUCUAAAUUGGGAUGGAUGUAUGAGUUCGCCACAGAAGAUAACCAGAAGUAUAAAGAAGGACGAGUUAUCCUUGAGCGGGCUCUAGUAACAGAAAGCGAUGGUAUGGAGGAUAGAAUAUAUAAUGAUAGGAGACAGAAUUAACAAAUUCUGCAUUGACUAGAUUGUUACAUAUUGUUGAGUAUUUAAAACGUAUGUAAAGUGGAGUGGAAUGGAGGUCUAAUUCAUAUGCAACUGUUUCGUAAUAGUUCAGGAUUGAUGCCAUCUAUUGUAAUAGAUGUAUGUAGGCAUACAAUGCUGUGCAAAAUUAUAUCGCAUAGAGAACUUGGUUUGUGACUUGUUUCGAAGAACAACAUAAAGUUACCUGUUAAUUUAUUACGGAAGGUAUGAAUUUAGAAUAGAUGAAUGUUCUGUGUAAUGUAUACCUUAGGUGAUAUUUAAUAAUAAUAAAUAAUUUUACUGUUUUAAGAACUAUA